Cryptomeria japonica (Japanese cedar) is the source of this 939-nucleotide messenger RNA. RefSeq lists its product as uncharacterized. Lineage: Eukaryota; Viridiplantae; Streptophyta; Pinopsida; Cupressales; Cupressaceae. The record is from RefSeq and is a predicted model, not a curated record. Gene Ontology annotation, molecular function: nucleoside triphosphate diphosphatase activity. Bases 214 to 684 code for a protein of 156 amino acids. The transcript is spliced from 5 exons.
AGCACCAAUUCCAGCCAACUAAAGCUUGUAGUCCGAAUCCCUCGUAGAGACUUUUCCCUCCAUUCCACAUCAAUUCGAUCGUCCACCAGCUAUGGAAUGAUAAUGCUUGAAGAUAACGUAUUGGAAUAGUUGUGCACUUUUAUCCUAACGUAUUAGAAUAGCUAGUGCACUUUUAGCCUGCUCUCUGCUACACGCGAGAAGCUAUAACAUACAAUGGAUUCAAAUACUUCCUUCAAGGUUAUACUAGGCUCAUCAUCAAGUUCUCGCCAAUCUAUUUUGAGAGAGAUGGGGUUUGAUUUCACUAUCAUUUCAGCAGAUAUUGAUGAGAAAGCUAUUCGCAAAGAGAAGCCUGAAGAAUUAGUCAUGGUUUUGGCUGAAGCUAAGGCGGAGGCUAUUAUGUCAAAGCUUGCAACUUUUAACAAUGGUGAAUUAAAUGCAGAACCAUCAUUGUUGAUAACUGCAGAUCAAGCAUCAAAGGACGACCCCCAAAGCCGGAGGAUCAAUUACUUGGCACACUCUCAUCAAAGAAGAUCAAGCCAGAUCAAGGACGAUCUCCUCCAGCCCAGUAUCAUCAAGGAAGGUCUCCUCCAGUCCAACAUCAUUAAGGACGACCUUCUCCAUCUAUCUUCCAGUCCAGCAUUUGAAGGAAGGCAUCACCAAAUUGAGCAUCAACCAAGUGUUUGACAAGGUGGCAUCCUAGUCAUCACUCCUCUAGUCGGGUUGGUCCACCUCAGCAUGUCCAGAUUCAAUGUACCUAGCUCAAUAAAGAUGGCACAAACUUCGAUGUACCUACCCCGGCUAUCCAUUGGUCGAAUAUUCCAGAGAAGACAUGUGUCCAAAUAAUGUAAUUAUUUCAUUGGUCAGAAUUAAGUUUGUUAUAACAAACCCUAAUUAGGGUUUCAUUGUAAAAUCUUGGCCAUUGAUCUUGAAUUGAUCCAA